Molecule: messenger RNA, 552 nt
Organism: Oikopleura dioica
Lineage: Eukaryota; Metazoa; Chordata; Appendicularia; Copelata; Oikopleuridae
Source: the annotation of a GenBank genome assembly
AUGGGGACUGAAACAAUGCACUCUGUCUUUAUUGGGAACUUAUCUGAUCACGCCCGUCAUGAAGACAUAGAGAAGUUCUUCAAGGGCUACGGUAGUCUGCGGGAUAUUUCACUCAAGGGAGGCUACGGGUUUGUGCAGUUUAAGGACAAGUACGACGCUAAAGACGCAGUACAAGAUUUGGACGGUAAAGACAUUUGUGGACAACGAGUUCGCAUCGAACUUUCCAAUGGCGGGCGAGACAGAACUCGAAGAGGACGAGAUUCAUAUUCCAGAUCUCGUAGUCGAUCAAGAGAUCGCAACGGGAGGUACUCUCGAUCGACAAGUAGAUCACCCCGACGGAGCUAUUUUGAGCGAACAGCUUACAGAAAAUACGGUGCUCCGCGAAAAACCAAGUACGCAAUCGAAAUAGAAAAUCUUUCCGAUCGAGUUAGCUGGCAAGACUUGAAGGAUUUCUUCCGUCGUGUCGGCGAAGUGAGCUACGGUGAAGCCCACGAUAGGAUGCGAUGUGGGCCUGGACGUGGAAUAAUUUGUUUUGAAACGGGUUUCAUUUGA